This is a messenger RNA of Glarea lozoyensis ATCC 20868, 1503 nucleotides long. RefSeq lists its product as uncharacterized. Lineage: Eukaryota; Fungi; Ascomycota; Leotiomycetes; Helotiales; Helotiaceae. The record is from RefSeq and is a predicted model, not a curated record. The transcript has 3 exons. The coding region runs from base 1 to 1503 and encodes 500 amino acids.
AUGCUCUCUUCUGCCCCACCUCCAAGCCCUCAGAACGCGCCUAUGGCUAGUGGCCAUGCUCAUCCUGAACCUGUCGAGUCUUCGUCGGAAGCAUCCCCGCGAGAUCACCGAAGCCGUGGCAAUAUGCAGAAAGGUUCUCGUGCCCCAAGCAAGAAGAAGUCAGUCAACUCUUAUGAUCGGUCUGUGGUGCGUGGUACGAGCUCCAUCCAACCACCUGCGACACCCUCGUCCGAUGAUCAAGGGCAGCAGCGACAGACAAACCUCGUGGAAGUUACUCCGAAAGCUCACAAAUAUGGGUUCAUAUGCAAAGGAGGAGAGAUCUCUAUAAAGACAGGUCAUGGUGUUGAGUGGCAAAUAUCUGAGGUAGACUUCCGCAAAUCGUCCAAACAAUUCGCUGCCAUCUUGGACGAUGAAAACAGCAAGCCGAUCCAUCUCACGAAAAAGGAUGUGGAGGAAGGAAAGACGGCCAUUUGGCUGAUCGAAAUGAUUCCGAAUGUUCAUAAGCCCGAUGAUCUGGGUCUGAGAACACUUAAGCUCUUCGAUGGAAAGAAAGGGAAGGGUAGAUUGAACUGGGACGAUCUCGAAAACCAAGGCAAUGCCAAUUCCCCAUUCAAUUCAAAUUACGACAUAUUCUUCCGUAUCAUUUGUGGCAAGACUCGCAAUCUUACCGAUAGCAUUGGCUCGGAUUUAAACGACUCUCGCAAAGACAACGAAUUCAUCACGAAUGUACUGAGCGUCUUGCUUAUUGCAGAAGAGCACGAAGCGACGGCUGCUGUUGCCGGCUUCCUCGAAAUGAAUUUACUUCGAAUGGGCAAACGAUUAUGGUACUAUAUUUCUACAAAUCCGAAAAAGUGGCUUGGCAUAGCAGCUCGUCUCGAGUCUCCAAUCAUGUUCAAGGAGGCGAUGUGCCAUGCUGUGGGAAAGAUCGAUGCAAAACAACCCAUUGAUCGGACCUUCUUUGAAAACAAGGGCAAACUGUACGAAAAUAUCCUCCAAAUCAUGACUAGGAAGGUCCAUGAACUCUUGGCACUCAAGAAGAGGGUCGAAUUGGAGUUGACAAGCUUUUGGCCUAUGCGCAUGUACCACCCUCCAGAUGAGGGGUACGUCCCAGAUCGUGGCGUCUACACCUCUGACAUUUACUUGUAUCAAUGUCGUUCCCUCGUCAUGCAAUAUAUUGCUGGUUGUUAUGCUAAUGGCUGGCAUUCCCCAGCUGCCGAUGGAGGCAUUCGGUUCUACCAGACAAUCAGACACGGAGGUAAUGCUUACUGCACCGAGGAUCAGCUAGAAAAUUUCCGCGCCCGGUUUGCUAUGUCGACAAGAGCUCUGGAACCAUUUAAUCAAGCAAUGGAAAUCAUGAAAUCGGAGAUCAAAGGCUGCUUGGAUCCUAUCAUGGACGACAAGUCUCAGGGUUUCACCAAUCCGGAUGCUAAGUUGGGAUACCUAACCUGUACACUUACAACGGAUGACGAGUUGCCAUGGAAACUUCCGUUAGAUGACUUUUAG